AUGAUCCUAUGUAUUAGUGACAAUAUGACUCGCUACUUGCAGCAGCAACCAGAACAAUCUCCACGUCAUUUGCCGCUCACCGGACAGCUGCAGUGUCGCACUCGCAACAACGCCCUCGCUUUCAAUAAGAUGGCAACAAAGAUUAACAAUGGCGUCGUCAUCUCUUCUUGCGAUGACAGAAUCUACCCGCUACCUGGCAGGCGGAUACGGGAGCAGCGUAACGUCGCUGUUAGUCGAUCGUGGAGGAGCAGCGACAUCAGUGUGCGAAAUUCCUCGGACGCCAGCCCAGGCGACAAGAGUCUCAGCCUCCUCCACUGCUCGUUGGUGGUUGCAGGCGCCACAAGCACACUUCCGAGCCCUUCAGAAGCCCUGAAAUUGUGGCUUGCAGCGGCGUCCCCAGAGCUUGGGAAUUUACUAUUACAGCUGGCUCAGCUCUGUCGCCCUGGCAAGGAACACACAGACUCCAAUUGGGCAGGAUUGUGGUGUCCACCACGGCCCGGAGAUCUAUAUGGCUUGCUCAAAACACCAGCUGUGGUCAAACACAUCUGGAGACGUCAAUUUCCCCGGGACAACGAAAAGUCCUCCAGAGGGCCCUUUGACAGUGUACUCGAAUGCGCAAGUGCUCAAGAGAAUGAGAAUAGCGCUGCCCCGCAACCUGGUGCUGCUAGCUUCCGGCUUUCAAGCCAAUUGGCGGUUACGCACCUCGCGACAGAAUGUGAUCUGUCGCCUACAUUGCACCGAGAACGUGGGUGGGUGGCUGCUCAGUGCCAUACUGCAUUGGUGGCCACCUUCUACUCAACAAAGGCGCAAUUGCUAACUACGAAGAGUUAUCACUGCCUAGCAGCGCAACGCUUGGCAUUCUAUUCCAAAUACCGCCAAAUGCUCACUCAUUACACGGCAGUGCUGCGUUAG
Messenger RNA from Cordyceps militaris CM01, 912 nucleotides. RefSeq lists its product as uncharacterized. The coding region runs from base 1 to 912 and encodes 303 amino acids. The transcript is spliced from 3 exons. The record is from RefSeq and is a predicted model, not a curated record. NCBI's taxonomy places the organism in Eukaryota, Fungi, Ascomycota, Sordariomycetes, Hypocreales, Cordycipitaceae.